GAAACUGAACUAGUUGAAUUUUUUCGUUUACAUCAAGCUGGUCAUCGAAGCAGUUCUGUUGCAGCAUUACACGGUGCUGAUAUGGUAAUUUUAGGUUUAAUACAUCAUGAAUUGGCUCGUUUACAUGCAUCUGGUCGUUUAAGUUUACUACAUCGAACUGGUCACAAUCGAUUCAUCAAGUCAAACGACACCAACCAACAAUACAACCAGUCUUCUGCCAAAAGUACUGGAUCAAAACGAAAUGGUGAUCAAUUGGAUGAAUCACACGCCUCACAAACUGUUGACUGGCAAGCAGUGUUAUUUCAUAUGGAACAAUCAGCAAAACUUGGUUGUUUAGAUGCAAUUCAAUGUUUAGCACAAUUUUGUUUGAAUUUAAUGAUCGAUGGUCCAUUAUCUGGUUGUCCAAUAAAACCUGAUCCAUUGGAAUCUCGAGCUCGUGGUUUCGCUUUAAUGAGUUCAGCUGCAUCAGCCGGAGAUCGUAUGGCUAUGCUUUAUUUAGCUGAAGCUAAUUAUCAUGGAGAAUAUUAUUUUCCGGAGAUUGGUAAUGGUUACAAUGAUAGUGGUAUUAGUAGUAAUAGUAGUAGUAGUAAGAGAAAGAAACGAGAACCUGACUGGUUAGCAGCUGCUCACUGGUAUGAAAUGGCAACUAAAGUUGUUGAUAGUCCAGAUGCCUCAGAUAAUGGCGACAAUGAUGCUGAUUCAAAUCAAAACAAUCCGUGUUUGGUUAAACAAACUCGUGCAGGUUUUCAUUCUUUAUCCGAAUGGCCAAUUUAUCGUUUACAAGGUCGUUUAGGCGAAAUGUAUGCUCAAGGUGGUCAUGGUUUAGUCCAGAAUAGAAUGAAAGCUU
Molecule: messenger RNA, 847 nt
Organism: Schistosoma turkestanicum
Lineage: Eukaryota; Metazoa; Platyhelminthes; Trematoda; Strigeidida; Schistosomatidae
Source: the annotation of a GenBank genome assembly